UUGGAAUUCAGAUGACCUCAUCGGCAGCUUCAAUGCCAUAUAAGGUACUUAAUAUUACUCAUCAAUAUGCAGCAUGCUACAGUUGAGGGCUGAUGGGUUGCUAAUUUAUUUGUUUAGAUCCUUUGCAUCAACGGUAGAAUGUUUGUAAUUGUUUUUCCGAGAAAGCAAAACUUAAAUCUCUCAAAAUCUUUACCCCCACUCGUGGUGUUGUUACAUUGCAGAAAUGCAAAUCAAAGGCAGUAUAGCAAGUGAAUGUAAAAGUAGUUUGCUGUGACCUUAAGGGUCUUCUAUUUGGAUUAAAUUAAUCAUCUAUUUUCCUCAAAGUGCCCACAUCGAUUGAUAAGGCUCAUAUUAAAGGGAAACUAUUGCUAAACAAACUAUUAUUCCUGAGCUAGGAAGCAUUCAAUGUCUCUUUUUAGAAGAUGAGAAAAAUAUAAUAUCGUGGUUUUCUUGGUUGACAUCACUUCACCCUGAACGAACUGAAUUUAAAGCUGCAGGGCAAUUUAGGGAAAUUCAUUUUUACUAAAAGUAAGUACUUUAGUUUAAGAUGCACAUUUUUCAAAAGCUUUCUGUUCUUUAAUUUAAUAUAUUGUUUAAUGCAGCUCUUAUUUUAAACGACCCAAGAGAAUAACAUAGAUUUAUUAUUAGAUUAUUUAUCUAUAAUUCAUCCAGUUCAAUUUGAAAACGGACAAUAAAUAUUGUUUGGAUAUUAUUCAAUUUAACUUUAUUUAUUUGAUUUGACUUAUUGACUACACACAGACGUUCAUACAACUGUUGGCUAAUUCAAUGUAUAUGGGACUAAAUCAUAGCACAAGUUAGACAUUAUUGUGAUGUUCCAGACCUUUGCAUGAGGAACUUCUCUCUAAAUGGACCUCGUUGAAUUUUAAUUGAAUACCCCUGUUGUAGAGGAUGGCAUCAAGGGCCUAUUUCUUUUUUUUUUUUUUUUUCAUUAGUUUGACUGUUUAUUUCCAAGCAAAUCUUAAAAAGUAAAAGAUCUAUAAAACUGUUCUUCUCAUAUGAGCUCUAGCUCAGUCCAGACCUGUAGUUUAGGUAACAAACUCAAUUCUAAUUCCAGACUUCUGUCUCUGCAACUAAACUGUUUGAUUAUUUGACAUUUAAAGUGAUACAGUAUUGUUUAAUUUAUUGUUGUGUUGUGUGAAUAUAAAAUCAAAUCAUGACCAACUGAAGAGCAUUCGGUAACCCUCUUAUUUCACCACGAGUCUGUCUGACAGCAUCACAUGCAGCACAUUGUGUGUAAGCCGGUUUUUCGCUCUUCAUUGCAGCUUAUGUGAGGUUAUUUUUUCCAGGGAGGUGAAUCUAUAGCGGAUGAGAAUGAUCUGAUGAUGGCUGAGGAAGGAGCGUGUGAAUGUGAUAUACAGGAUCUAAUAGAACAUUAUGGUUCUGUACACGAUGCCCUUUCUCUUUCUCAGAACUGUGUUGUGUUGUGUUUUUCUGUGGUUUGGUCUUUCCUGUUCUGUUCCUCAUCAGUGAUGUGACGCUCAGCUGCCUUUUCUGACUCCACGGUGGUUCUGCUGCAGAGGAUGAAUAAAGUGUAUUGUUCUCUGUGUGGAGGUUGGAUCAGGCUGUUUUACUCAAUUAUACUUCUGAAACGUGUCUCUAUUGUCUCUGACCAUCUCUGUACAGUUUAUCAUCAAACACUGAGUGCUUCAGCAACAGUACUUCUUGCUUGAAUGUCUGCCCUUCAACAUAAAAGCACAUCAAUUUACCUUUUAACCAGUCUGGAAGUUAAUGUGAACUGUAAAGGCUGCACUUAAUAUGCUGAUGAUUAUCCAGCCACAGCAGUUUCUAAAUUAAACAUUUUACAAUGCAUAUAUUUGUUCAUGAACAAAUUUAAUGUACAAACACUGCUGCUAUGGUGUGUUAUUAAACAACCUUGCAAACUUGUUUUGAUUUGAUUACUGUAGGAAUGUAGGAUACUCCUAGUUUAAUUCACCCGUAACAACAUUUUCAAUAGUGUCAUUUUGGACAAAAAGAUUAAAAAUUAAGAUCUAGGACUGUAAUAAGUAUUAUUGCAUUAACCUUUUAUCUAUUAAAUAAAGCGUAUUAUUUGUCUGGAUUAUAUUAUCUACUCUUUUAGACUGGAGAGAGCAAUCUCAGUUUUACAAGAUAUCUAUGAAGGACUGGAGGGACCAUGGACUUGAAUAGUCAUUUAGAAAAGGAGCUUAUUUUAUCCUACUGACUUACUAUUUCUUUACUUUAUUUUUGUGCUAUUUUCUUGGCGUUACUGGCUUCAUAGAAGAAUAGCAGGGAUUUCUUCACCUCCCUCCAAGGUGCAUGGAGGGGAAACAACAACAAUAAAGUUGUUUAUCCUACAAGUGUUGCUGGAGUUUUGAUCUCCUCUUAUUGGUUUUGUGGCAACUUGCAACUUAAUUCAGAACUUAAUUAAAUAGGUUGCAGCCUGUUUAACCUGUGUUAACUGUCAAAAGGAGCAAAGCACUUGCUACAAACUGAUUAUAUUGCAGCCAAUUCUGCUGUAUGGGAGGAUUUGAAAGAAUUUGUUGUGGUGCUGCUUUUAUUCUGAAGGGGUUUGGUCGGAAGUAUCUCUAGUUGUGCUCCUGCUGGCUACUAACGGCUGAACCCAGAGGGCGUGACUGACAGUCACUUUAUCCAAUCACGACGCGGCUUCGUAGCUGUCUGUCCAAACAGAUGUCAGCAUGUCUGUGUGCCGCUCCCUGUUAGCUUAGUCCGCCGAACGGAAACAAAACGACAGUUUUUCUGCUGCAGUUACAGCUAAAAUACAAACUCCAGCUGUGGCGAAUCUUUGUAAAAAAAAGUCUAACCGAGUGGGGAGGUAACGGUUAGUGUUCUCUCGGGUGCGUUUACUCUGACUGAAAAGGUCUCGUCUCCUGUUCCGGACUGUGGGAGUAAACAUUAGCUAUUAGUCCUCCGCCAAAGGUAUUUGUUCCUGUGGUUUAAAGAAGAUAAAAUAGAGCGGCUCUGAUAAGAUGGCGGACUGUGUCUCUAAAGUGGAGCUGAGUAUCUCCUGUACUGACCUGCUGGAUAAAGAUGUCGGUUCAAAGUCGGAUCCUUUGUGUGUGCUGCUGCAGAGCUCAGGAAAGGACAGCUGGACCGAGCUGGCUCGUACCGAGCGUUUGAAGAACAGCUCCAGUCCGUCCUUCAGUCAGCGUCUCAGAGUGGAUUAUCACUUUGAGUCGGUGCAGAAUCUGAAGCUGGGGGUCUACGAUAUCGACAAUAAAAGCUCUGAUCUCGGCGAUGAUGACUACCUGGGAGGGGUGGAGCUAACACUGGGACAGAUAGUUGCCAGUAAAACCUUGACCAGACCUCUGCAGCUGAAGAAAGGCAAACCUGCAGGGAAAGGAAGCAUCACUAUCACAGCAGAGGAGAUAAAGGACAACAGAGCCAUUCAGUUGGAGUUUGAGGCUAAAAAUCUGGACAAAAAGGAUACGUUUGGGAAGUCUGAUCCGUUCCUGGAGUUUUUUAAACAAGGAGAUGAUGGAAAGUGGCAGCUGGUCCACAGAACAGAGGUGGUGAAGAACAAUCUGAGUCCCACCUGGAAGAAGUUCUCUGUUCCCAUGCAGACGUUCUGCUCCAGCGACCUCGACAGACCGCUGAAGGUGGAUUGCUCUGAUUACGACAGUGAUGGAACUCACGAUCUGAUUGGUUCUUUCACCACUAAAGUGUCCGAGCUGCAGAAAGCUGGAAGUGGUUCACCGGUGACGUUUGACUGCAUCCACUCCGAGAAACAGAAGAAGAAGAAGAGCUACAAGAACUCUGGAGUCGUCACUGUGAAGAGCUGCAAGAUGUUGACCCAGUACUCCUUCCUGGACUAUGUGAUGGGCGGCUGCCAGAUCAACUUCACCGUGGGGAUCGACUUCACCGGCUCUAAUGGAGACCCUCGCUCGCCCAACUCUCUCCACUACAUGAGUCCAGAAGGGUUGAACCAGUACCUGUCUGCUCUGUGGUCUGUGGGUCACGUGGUCCAGGACUACGACACGUUAGUACACACUCGUUCUAAACACUAGCCGUCUUACAUCCUUAAUGUACAACAUUAAUAUGUACACUAAAUCCUGAACUCUACAUCCUCUUCACUACAUUCUUCACCCUACAACCUAAACCAUACAUGCUAAACUCUUAACACUUUUUCCUACAACCUAAACCCUCCAUUCUACACCCGGGACCUAAACACUACACCCUAAACUAUACACACUACACCCUAAACUAUA
Anarrhichthys ocellatus (wolf-eel) is the source of this 4205-nucleotide messenger RNA. RefSeq names its product copine-1-like. The record is from RefSeq and is a predicted model, not a curated record. NCBI's taxonomy places the organism in Eukaryota, Metazoa, Chordata, Actinopteri, Perciformes, Anarhichadidae. Gene Ontology annotation, cellular component: plasma membrane. Gene Ontology annotation, molecular function: calcium-dependent phospholipid binding. The coding region runs from base 2967 to 4004 and encodes 345 amino acids. The transcript is spliced from 11 exons. Gene Ontology annotation, biological process: regulation of canonical NF-kappaB signal transduction; positive regulation of tumor necrosis factor-mediated signaling pathway; cellular response to calcium ion.